Molecule: messenger RNA, 1188 nt
Organism: Homarus americanus (American lobster)
Lineage: Eukaryota; Metazoa; Arthropoda; Malacostraca; Decapoda; Nephropidae
Product: high mobility group protein HMG-I/HMG-Y-like
Exons: 3
Coding region: 139-399 (86 amino acids)
Biological process (GO): regulation of DNA-templated transcription
Cellular component (GO): nucleus; chromatin
Molecular function (GO): DNA binding
Source: RefSeq, a predicted model, not a curated record
CGUGAAAAUAAUAUAGAAAGAUAUUUUACAGCUGGUGUCGCUACCCUGUGAAGCUGGCUAGACACAGCGCGGCCCCUCGCACCACAGCCCCUCCAGACACUCUCUCAGACUAGUCACCCGCACACACCAACUGGAAAAAUGGCAGAAGACACCCCAGUAGACAGCCCCAAGCGCAAGCGUGGACGUCCACCAAAGCCUGAGAGUGAGAAAGUGGCUGCAAAGCGUAAGUCAGCUGAAGCUGAUGGUGCAAGCACUCCCAAAAGGGGCAGAGGGCGCCCCAAGGGGAGCAAAAACAAAAGCAAGAAAGGGCCAGGAAAGGGCACGGGAAAGCGUGGACGUCCUGCAAAGAAUCCCCCAAAAGAAGAUGCAUCAGAGGAAUCUGCUGAAGAUGCAGAGUAAAUAUUUUGAAACAUCGUUGAAGAACCACCAUCACACCCCUGACAUUGGCUGCUGUCUAAAAUGGAUUUAAACCUUAUCCGCCAUAAGAUACAACAUCUGAGUUAGUAUUGAUAAUAGGAUACAAUAUCUGAGUUAAUGGACAAUCUGCAUGUUGACUUGCUGUAGGAAAAGGAAAAUCUUUUCUAUUACAGUAAUCUUAUAAGUGUUAGAGCAGCUCAUGUGUACCCUACUAGUGUGUGUGUGUGUGUGUGUGUGUGUGUGUAUAUGUGUGUGCUUCAGUAAUGCUAAAUGUCUUUGUACUUCCAAAUAGCUUAAAGGUACCUAUUUUUCUAUGUAUUUACAUCAGUAAAGGCUUCUUAAGUAGAAAUAGGUAAAGGGUUUGGCAGGGGUAUGAUGGUAAAGGUUAUAUCGAGGUGUUUAUCGUUUUCUAUGUGUUCAGUACAGUAGGUGUUGUAACUGUUGCUGUGUUUAAAAUUUAAUACCAGUCUCUCUUUUAAAGUACAAAAUGAGUAAUUUUUUUAUUGUAUUUGCUUGAGAGAGAGUUUUUUGGUUCAAGAAUUCCAGUGGGAAUCUAGAUCUGAAGAUAUGUCCCUAUAUCACUUCAUGCAUUCAUCCUUUUCUUUAUCACCAAAGAUCAGAAAGCUGAUCAAAGCUACAUAAGCCUUUGCAAAUCUUCAUUUAGGGACCAAUUGUUCCCAGUUCAUUGGAUUUUAAGAUUUUUACAGGGCAUUCAUUCUCUUCGCAUUUAAUUUUUCUUCAUAUCUGAAUAAAAAUAAAUUUUUAGUUGUA